Molecule: messenger RNA, 2299 nt
Organism: Nymphaea colorata (pocket water lily)
Lineage: Eukaryota; Viridiplantae; Streptophyta; Magnoliopsida; Nymphaeales; Nymphaeaceae
Product: squamosa promoter-binding-like protein 8
Exons: 3
Coding region: 656-2110 (484 amino acids)
Cellular component (GO): nucleus
Molecular function (GO): DNA binding
Source: RefSeq, a predicted model, not a curated record
AAAAAAGAAAGGGGGAGACUGCUUUUAGCUUGAUUUGAUGAGGAGGGGGAAAAAAUAAUGCUUUUUUCAGAUGGAAGCAUUUAAUGCUGCUUCCCUCAAGUCUUGUCACCCUCUGCAGUGGGACUCCACUGAUUGACUCACUUUCCUCUUUCUCUCUCUUGCCAAGAGCACAAACGAUUCAAAACACACCCACCAUCUCUCUCUCUCUCUCUUGAUUUCUCUUCUCUCUCUCUCUCUCUUUGAUUUCUCUUGUGUGGUUGCCCCCACACCUCCCCUUCUAUUACUAAUACUGCUACUGCAGCCAUGACUCCCAUGCCUCCCCAUCUGCUCUUUGCCUCGCACGUGUAGACCACUCCGUAGCCAAUGAGGAUAGAGACGGCAGAAGGCUGUUGCGCAAGUGCGGAGCAAUAGUAUGUCUGUCUCCCUCCUCCUCCAACACCAACACCAACACCGGCUCCAGUACCAUUACCAACCACCCCCUCUUCCUUCCUUCCCUCCCUCCCUCCCCCUCCUCUCUACCGCCAUCGUCAUCCCCCUUUCUCUCUCUCGCCCUCGUCGAGAUGGAAUCCGUUCUUCGUCUUACUGAUCUUACUGGAUAGGAAACUUGUUCGUUUUUGGCGAAGAUAAGGGAGAGGAGAGGGGGGAGGGAGAGAAAAUGGGUGACAACAUUGGGGACAGGAGAAAUGAUCACCAUCGUCAAAACUAUCAUCGCCAUCACGAGCAUGAUCAUCGGCAUCAUCAUCCCCAGCACCACUACCGGACCCCAUGUGAUUUCUCCCAAGAUCUCAUCACCACCACCAGCACCACCCACAUGCCCCAUCCUUUUGACCAGCCGUCCCCCUCUUGCUCCUCGACCUCACCCGCCUUCAACCAUCACCACCACCAUCAGCAGCAGCACCAGAACCACGAUGAUGUCUUCUUCCACAACCCCAGCUUCCUCCCCAUGGAAACAAAGGCCUCCCAACCCCUACUCUUGGCACCCGCUGACCUCCUCACCUCAUCCUCCGAUUUCCCUCUCCGCUCCCCCGGCGGCGCCUCCGACUCUCUCACCCUGAAACUGGGCAAACGCCAAUAUUACGAAGAGGCCAGUAGUGGUGGCGUUGGUGGUGGUUUCCCGAAGUUUGGCCUAAUAGAAGACCUCCAGGUCUCCGGUUUCUCGCUUAUGAAGAAGGGCAGAGACUUUCUCCUCCAACCCCACCACCAACCGAUAUCUACGCCACAACCAUCGGCGUUACUGUCUUCACCCUCCGCUGCCGGUGCGCCAGUGCCGAGAUGCCAGGUGGAAGGAUGCAACCUGGGGUUGAUGGGUGCUAAGGAGUACCAUAGGAGGCACAAGGUGUGUGAAAUGCACUCCAAGGCCCCUAAGGUGAUCGUCCAGGGGCUAGAGCAGCGGUUUUGUCAACAAUGCAGUAGGUUUCAUGUGGUUUCUGAGUUCGAUGAUUCUAAGAGGAGUUGCAGAAGGAGAUUAGCUGGUCACAAUGAGCGUAGGAGGAAAAACUCUUCUGAUUCCGUAAAUAGGAAUCAUUCUCAAGACAGUCGUGUAAUGGGUGGCAAGCUUCCGUUGGUGUACAACGCUCCGUCGUCGUCGUCGACGCCGUCUCCGUCGUCAGCCGGACGUGCUCUCUCUCUUCUGUCAUCCAAAAGCACCUCGCCGUCCUGGGCCCCACCCCGCGACCUCUCCUCCCGAUCCAGUGCUGCCCUACGCGAGCUAAUCGCCGAGAACCGGGCUGCUGCCCUCGCCAAGCGAGCCGUGCCACCAGAAGCCGAGUCGGCUCUUUCGCACGCGCCCAAAUCCGACGCCGCUUCGUCCUCGUCGCCCGUUCACUACCAGUACCACCACCAUCAGCAGCAGCAGCAAUUGCAGCACCAACAAUUUUUGUUUGCUCACUCUUACCAUGGACGGUCGCUGCCGGCCGGCCUACACGAGUUCGAGCAGCCGCCGCAGGACUUGCGGCCGGCAGCUGCUACCACUCUCGAUCUUAUGCAAGUGCCCCAUCCGGCCUCCCAACCUCCAACGUUCCAGCUCCUCACUGAGAGGGGUAAUCGUCCCGCUGCUGGUGCAAACGAGGUUGACGAUGCCGACUGUGAGAUCUGGAAGUCAUUUGAGUGAUUAAUCGUUGAUUUUUAUGUUUUAGCGCUGAAGGAAAAUGACGUGGUUACUGCCCUUUGGAUUCUCAUGGCGGAAUCUGAUUGAAACAUAUAUAGUGGCUUCAUGUUAAGCACCUCUUGACAAAAUAACUCUCGUCUCUCUGUCAUUCAAGCAUUCAAUGAGAGAAAUAGAAAGAGGUGCCUUGUGAUA